AUUUAAAAGCUUUCAUUGAUGUGUACAUUUGUUCCCACUGUGGCGGGGAAUUUGCUUCUAAGCCAAAACUUCAAAAUCACCAGAGAAAUUGUCUCCUGAGAUCAGCAGAGCUUCAACUGGCUACGCCCAUGGAAAUUGCUCAGUGGCAUUAUCAAUAUGGCUGUCUGACCCCACCUCGCUCUUCUGCUGCGCUGCAAAACAGCUCACGACUGGGUGACUUUAGGAGUCCUAGCACCACAAGGGAGCCGGUGACUUAUCCCAACAUUUGGCAGUCUAAAGAAAGUUUUAUUACCGCCCUGGGACUGCUACCUAAAAAGAAGGCAGCACAAGUCUGUAGCCAAAGAAGGAAUACGCAGUGUGAGAGUAUUGACUUGGAUGAUGAUAUUCCCUUGUCCCCUACAUUACCUCGAACUCCAAAACUUCUCAUAUCUCACUUAAGUCGUGACGGAAGUGAAAAGUGUGGGGAUAAUUCUCCAUCUCGUGUCAAAAAGUCACUGUUCUCGUCACAGCCUAGCCAGACUGACGAAGAGGUCAGCAGCAAGAAAAACGAUAACACAGAAGGAGACAAAAGUGAAGAGAGAAGUAAAAUAUCACAUGCAAAAUCGUUAUACAGCCUGGAUUUGACCUCUCCGCUGGGUCAGUUUGUUAUUAAGCACAUUAAGGGAGAUCCUAAUCUCCAUGUCCUGUCAGAUGUGGAGAGCCAUUGCUUGACCUCGACACCAACAGUGAUCACACCGGCUAUCAAGUUGAGAGACAGGCACGUAACAUAUCCUAUAACGUUUAAAGGCUUUUCAGGGAAAACCAACUCUUCCCACAUACACCUGUACAAAUUUACCCGCAGGCAGAAAGUGGAAUUUCUUCAUCGUGUUAACACAGGACUGGACAAAAGCAGCAGGGCGUUGCUGAGGACAAUGAAAAAGUGUCAGGUGAUACUGGCUCAUCUGACCAAGGCUGAUCUAAAGAGGUGGAUGGUGUCCAGCCUUGAUGUCACAGUGGACUUGGAACCUCUGUCAGCAGCGGAAAUAUUCUUCUGGACAUCUCCCAAUAAGGUUGCAGAUACAAACUGCAACAGUCUAGCAGUGUUUCCUCGUGGGCUGAGUUUCUCAUCUCCAGAUGUGAACAAUGUUCUGGGCCUAAAAACAUGCCGGGAUGGUAGGCUGUGUAGGAGGUACCACCUUUCUGUGGCGAAUUAUGUUUCUGAAGAGGCAUGUGCUGAAGAGACAGAAAAUAGAAGAGCUGUCUAUAAAAGCUUGCUGUCAGACACUGGGAUGUCAGAACCUGCAAGUGCUCCACCGUCUGUGUCAGCUCUAAGGCUGGCUUUAACCUCUCCUCCUUUAUAUAUAAUGCCUGAAAGGCAAGUACAUUCUUCACUAGGUUCUGCAGAUUCAGAAGUUCUAAUGGGCAGUGUUUGUACAUCAUCCCGAUCACCAGCCUCCUCAUCUUCAGUAGAUAAGAGCAGUAUCAAGGAGGAAACCCAGCACUGCAUUCUUUUAUCUGUUGAUACAGGCUCUGACCAUCCAAUGGGUGCAGUGGUUAGUGAAUUUACAAUAGAACCGGGACUGUUGAGCGGCAGUUCGAACCCAGUGUCGGGAGAUCAAACUGACAAUCUGGUGACACUAAGGUCUCUUCUAUCAGCUGCUAAUUGUACUUACAUACGGACUGCUUUGGAGGGGGAAACUAUACAGAAUUCAGCAGCUAACUAUCAGAAAGUAGGUAAAGGUUCACUUAAAUGUACUCAAGCAGAACAAAGAACUGCUGACAGAAACCUGUUGGUGAAUAGCAAAUUUCCCCUGAAACCAGUUGUUAUACAACAGUCUUCUAUGAUCAGUGCAACAAAGAAGCGUGGUUUAAAGACCACUGAUUCUGUAAAAGCAAAGAAAAGAAAAGUGAGCACCCCACCAUCUGUAAUUGAACAUUCACAGAAACAUGGUCAUUCUCUUUUAGCAACUGCUAGAAAAACAGGACAGGAUGUUUCUCAGCGAAAAUCAGGAAACAAAUACAUCUCUCCUGCAGCAGAUAGAACAGCAGCUGGCUGUGCAGCCAUAUGUGUUGAUUCAAGAUUAUCCAUGCAUUCUACAUACUCUGGUUCUGAGAAACACAUCAAUCCUCCACAGUUUUUGAAGGUUGAAAGCACCCAGAACCAGCUAGAGCCUUUUAACUGUGAUGCUUUAAAUCAAGGAGUUGGUCAGCAAAUCAAGCAACAAGAAAAUGGUCAAUGUUCAGGCUGUUACAGAAGACAAAUCACUGUUGCUUCUUUCUUGAAUGGUAAUGUAGAAAACUGCCACAGAUGUAUUGUGUGCCAGCACACAGUUACAGACAGAUCUCUGCAUGAAAAGAAGCUACAUCAUUCUCUGCAAGUAACAAAUGGAAAGCGAAUACGUUCUUCAAAGCUCGAUAAACAUACUGCAAAAGAUACAGAGACAAAUCUUACUAUUAAGAAGCCUAGAUAUAUUUCUCCCUUGUGUGUUGGGGAUGGAAUCGAGAGGACGAACAGAAUUGAAAGUAAAAGUGCAGUUAAUAGCAGUAUUAGCAAGGUUGUUAAAGUAACAAAGAAAUCUUACCUUCCUGUAAAUGCAUCAUUAGAAAUGUCAUCUGAAAAAAAUGCUUCACCUCACAGGCUCAGAAUUGUUUCCAACUCCUUGCCAUCUUCCCCUCAACUGCGACAGUCAUCCCUUAUCAAUACAAUUUCAAUACCUCGCAAGGCAGAGGUCAGGAAAAGCAUGUUGUCAUCAUUUCUGCUGAAAUCUAAGUGA
Molecule: messenger RNA, 2753 nt
Organism: Candidula unifasciata
Lineage: Eukaryota; Metazoa; Mollusca; Gastropoda; Stylommatophora; Geomitridae
Source: the annotation of a GenBank genome assembly